Molecule: messenger RNA, 1149 nt
Organism: Medicago truncatula (barrel medic)
Lineage: Eukaryota; Viridiplantae; Streptophyta; Magnoliopsida; Fabales; Fabaceae
Product: F-box/kelch-repeat protein At3g23880
Exons: 1
Coding region: 1-1149 (382 amino acids)
Molecular function (GO): protein binding
Source: RefSeq, a predicted model, not a curated record
AUGUCGCAGGUGGUAUUCCUCCCUGAUGAUCUUAUAGUAGAAAUCCUGUCAUAUCUUCCGGUGAAACCCCUUGUGCGAUCGAAGAGUGUGUGCAAGUCGUGGAACUCCCUCAUCUCCGAUCCAAAAUUUGGAAAACUACGGCUGCAACGAUCUAAAAGAAACAGCCACAUAGCAGUAAUCAAAUAUGGCUCAGGUUACCCUAACAGUUUUGUAUCCUUUCCACUGAAUCACUUAUUUGAGAACCCGUCGAUCACCGUUACCAGUAAUUCUUAUCACCAACUGAAGUUCAACCAACCUAGCCCAAUUAUUGGUUCAUGCAAUGGACUGCUUUGUUUGCUCGAUCAUACAACCAUGUCCAGUGUUCCAAAAUCCUGGUUCCGUAUCUGGAACCCGACCACAAGAAUAAUAUCUGUAAAAUUUGGAUCUUUUAACCGACCUCUCAAUUGCAGUCAUAAUUGCACAUUUGGUUAUGAUAAAUCUACUAGAACCUAUAAGGUGGUCGUCUUGUUCCGUAAGGAGGUUCAAAUUUUCAGUUUGGGUGAUAAUAGGAGAAAAUCUUUAAGUUUUCCGUCUUCUGACCCAUUUUUUACUUUUGGCUCUAGUCAUGUGAAUAAAGGAGUGUAUUUGAGCGGCACUGUUAACUGGUAUGCCAUUCAAAGUAAGUUCAGUCAAUAUUAUUGUCAGAAGGAUAUUACUGUUGGGAAAUUUGUGAUUAUCUCCCUUGAUCUUGGUACCGAGACAUACAAGCAAUUUCAGACCCGUAGUGGCGUUGAUGAAGUGCCAGAUGUGGAACUGACUAUUGCUGUAUUGAUGGACUGCCUUUGUUUUUCUCACAAUCUCAAGAACACUCAUUUUGUUAUAUGGCAGAUGAUGGAAUUUGGAGUUGAACAAUCUUGGACUCAAUUUCUUAAAAUUAGUUUUCAGAAUCUUCUAGGGGAUGAUAGGUUUAGUGACCGGAUUUAUUGUCCAUAUUUUAUGUUUCCAUUGUGGCUUUCUAAAAAUGGUGAUACACUGCUAUUGGCAAACACUAUAAAAGACCAAGCAAUUCUCUAUAAUUUGAGAGACAAUAGAGCAGAGCGAACUAGUGUUGAUGGAACAGCGUGGAAAAAGGCCAUAUGUUAUGUUCAAAGUAAGGCUUCAAUUUGUUGA